AUGGACAUGCCGCCCGAGGACCUGCGCACCGCGCUCGCGCCGGCACUUGCCCUGCUGCAGUCCCCGCUCGUGCAGACCCUGCUAGCGACGCACCCAAACGAUUUGGGCAGCUGGACAGCAGCAGAGUCAGACCAAAAGGACGUAUUCGGGGAGGAAUGGUGGUGCGAAUGGGUCAGCGGGCAAGACAACGAAGACAAUGGCGGGCGAGGAGAGGACCUUUGGGAGGGCGUUUUGGAGUAUUACAUGUCCCAGUAUCGCCGGCGUUCUGCCGACGACUACGAGGAAGAAGUUGGCAGCAACUCGAAAAACUUGAAGUUGCCGGAGCAAAUCCGAUCCCUUAUCGACGACCUCGUACAGCUGGCCCUCCCACGGGCGUGUACGGUCGAUGGGAGCGGAGUGGAAGUGGAGAGCACCGGUUUGUCGCCGAAGAAGUUGCAUGAGGUCCGCCAAUGCAUCGCCUAUAUGUCUACGCUACUCCCCAAGCUCUUCACCGCCAAUGAAACACGAAGACUCCGUGUCGUUGAUGUGGGCUCUGGCCAGGGCUACCUCACGCGCGCGCUCCAGACUUACCUCCAAUCCGCCAACGUGGAUGUGCAGCUUCUGGCGCUCGACUUCAACGAGGUGCAGACUGCAGGUGCGGCUAAGAUGAUGGCGCGGGACAAACGAGACGGUCAGAUUGCACAGCGGACGAUCUACAUUAAACCGGACACACUAUUGGCUGCGGUGGACGAUUGGAUUGGCGAAGAUGAAGAGCAACCAGUGCUAUUUGUCGCGCUGCAUGCGUGUGGUUCGCUAACGCCCGACAUCUUCCGCGCUGUCUUCGAGCAACGACGACGCCAAUCAUCUCGAUGGAGGCCAGUCGGUGUGUUGGCGGUAGGCUGCUGUUACAACCUCCUCGCGCCAGGCGACUUUCCCCUCUCAACACAUCUCCGCUCCCUCGCGCCAACCACCCUCCCCGGCUCCGCAUACCACCUCGCAGCGCAGAUCCCCGCAGAAUGGGCACGCUCGCCCGCCGCCUGGGCCGACUCCAAGCUUGCGCUCCGCAAAGUCGUCUGGCGCGCCAUUCUCGGCGGGCGGCUCGCCCAUCGCGAAAACUUGCAGCAAGACACCCCGGGUGCACCGAGUGGGACGGGGGACAAGCCCGUUAUGCGCCGACUGGGGCGGCUCAACAACGCGGUCUACGAUACCUGGGAGACAUUUACCGCCGCUGCCAGCGCCAAACUCGGCGUGCCGCUUGAAAGCGAGUUGGCGCCGGGGGAGAAGCGGCGGAUGGCUGGGUUGGGCGCGCUGCAUGUGCUGCGCUGCCUCGUGGGCCCGUUGGUGGAGAGCGUGAUUGUGGCGGAUCGAGUGGUGUGGGUCGCGGAGCAGCUGGAGGGAGAGAUGGAGGUGGGAGCGGUGAACUUGUUUAACCAGGCGACGGGGAGCGGGCGGAAUGUCGCGAUCGCGGUGUGGCCCCGGCAGGGAGAUAGAUGA
Messenger RNA from Mycena indigotica, 1473 nucleotides. RefSeq names its product Methyltranfer-dom domain-containing protein. Bases 1 to 1473 code for a protein of 490 amino acids. The record is from RefSeq and is a predicted model, not a curated record. Lineage: Eukaryota; Fungi; Basidiomycota; Agaricomycetes; Agaricales; Mycenaceae. The transcript is spliced from 3 exons.